Messenger RNA from Salvelinus sp. IW2-2015, 2302 nucleotides. Its product is annotated as leukosialin. NCBI's taxonomy places the organism in Eukaryota, Metazoa, Chordata, Actinopteri, Salmoniformes, Salmonidae. The record is from RefSeq and is a predicted model, not a curated record.
CAGGAGGGAGGGACGGAGGAAGAGAGCGAGAGAAAGGUGUUUCAUACAUGCACUUGUGCAGGAGACGUCAUCRACACAGUACAGGAGUUAAAACCUAUGCCUUUAUGAUGGAUUCAUAACUUCAACCCAACCGUUCUCUCCAAGCAACAUGUGGGCCUCGUGACUUUUUUGGUUCACCGUUGCUGCAAUCUCUCGCCCUGCACCUGAAAUAGACAGCUGAUACACAGAAAAGUAGAGUGAAGCGCAGGGGAGGAGAAAACGGAAGAGCGAGAGAGGAAGAGAAGGGCUGUGUCUUUCCGGCCUAUUUGCACACAAGUGCACCCUAGUGAACCACAAGCCCAGCAACCAGGAGAGACAGCAAGAGAACAAAAGUUUGACUACGUCAAUUCACUUCAAAUGCUUAACACUCAGUCAAACCUUAGAUUGUUAACAAGAGCAAGGCCUGAAAGAAAGGGACAAUCCGAGAGCAGUGAAGAUCAAAGCCUGACACUCAAUUGUAGUCAAACCAAGAACCCCGGUACCUGAUGUACAUUAUUCUGCUCUAGACUUGUACAACAAACCUCCAAUACCUUUCAAGCCACAAGGCUGUCGCUGACGCACCUCAGAGAGAGGAAGACAAACGUCCUCUGAGAGAGGUCAGCAAAACCCUUUUAGUGACUGUUGACCUCCGUGACCCCUCUCAGUUCUUGCCCAGUAUGGAGUGGGUACGACUGACGCUCGGGGCUAUGCUCCUCUCCCUCUCUCUGCCCAGUCUCCCUGCCCAAGAUAAUAUCACCGUACCUGAAUAUAGCAGCAUGGCAACACCUACUAAUGACGACGGCACGAUGGCAGCCUCUUCACCUGAGGCCACCACCAAGACAACGACUGCUCCUGUGGCCGUCACUACAGCACAGCCCAUCACUGAAAUCACCCUGGUAACUUCUGUUUCAGUACUUGCCAUAGAUGCCCUCACUAUAGUAAUAACAGACCCUGAGAUCACAACCGUUCAGGAGCCCACCUCUGAUGCACCAACUACUACUACAGAGGCUGAGACGAUGACACCAUCCCCUGUGAUCACUGAAGGGCCUGUAGAUACGACCACUUCACCUGGCCCUAAACCCAUCACCUCCCAAGACAUCCUGACUACCACCUCUUAUCUCCCAACCACAUCCCAGGACCACCUGACUUCUGUUAUCCCAGUCUGGCCCCUCCACACCACCCCUCGUCUGACGAAGGACUCCUUUCCUACACCUGAACCUAUCCACACUGCCUCAGAGAGUACUGCCAGCCACACAGAGGGACUUACCCCUGCACCCGCCUCCCCAUCGGUCAACAGCGCUCCCAGCCAGUUCACAACCCCCGCUUCGACCCACACCUCCACAGAUCCAGACCCUACGGUGGGCAGGGUCAAGGAAAGGCCGCUCAGCUUGUUCUGGGUCAUCAUCGUCGGUCUCCUGGUCUGGGUUAUAUGCCUGGGAAUGUUCUACUGCAUAUAUCUGGGCGUCAGACGAAAGAGGCAGUGCCGCACCGAGUACUUUGGGUCCAGCGUCCAGAACGGGAAGAGUUCCAAGCGGAAGAAAGGAGCAGAGGAAGAUGCCUGGGCGGGGCCAGUGAAGCUAGGGGGCGGGGACAGGGAGGAGGGUGAGGGCGGGGAGGAGGGAGGGAGCCCAGAGGACAACAAGAGAGAGGGGGCUGGAACAGAUGUGGUGCUGAGCACAUUCAUAGCCAACGAGACUGAGAGAGAGAGGGUAGGGGGCUGGAACAGAUGUGGUGCUGAGCACAUUCAUAGCCAACGAGACUGAGAGAGAGAGGGGUGGGCCUGAUGGGGCAGUUGGAGUGGCUGGGAGCAAGGAGGCGGAGAAAUGGGAAGAGAAGGAGCCUCUGUUGUACAUUGAUGAGGGAGUGGAGGAGGGGCUGGAGAAAAUGGAUUCUCCUUCACUUUCAAAAUCUAACUCUGAGAAAAAGACAGGAGGGGGCAACAGAGAGGGGGAAAGUGAAAAAGAGAUGGAGAGGGGAGAAGGGAAUGGAAAGAAAGAAAAUGAUAGUGAAAGAGGUGAGCAGAAUGGAGGAGCGUCAUUCUGUCUGACCACUGCAGUUUAAAAAUUGAACAGUUUUUAAUAAAAAAAAAAUUCCCAGGUGAUAAUUGUAAAGGUUUCUAAUAUUUUUGUACCACUGAAAAGGCCUUUAACAUCGUAUUGAUCUGUGAUUGUGUGUUCUAUCAACAUAACUAAUGGUUGUGUGUAUAGCCAUACGUUUUACCAGUUGUAUUUUGUAUGGUGUUUUUUCUUAACCGUUUUCAGUUUAAUAAAGUUUUAGGAUGUGG